Messenger RNA from Archocentrus centrarchus (flier cichlid), 3844 nucleotides. Its product is annotated as golgin subfamily A member 6-like protein 22. The record is from RefSeq and is a predicted model, not a curated record. The transcript is spliced from 4 exons. The coding region runs from base 67 to 3705 and encodes 1212 amino acids. NCBI's taxonomy places the organism in Eukaryota, Metazoa, Chordata, Actinopteri, Cichliformes, Cichlidae.
UUUUGUGAAAGUGAGGCUAAAAAUACAAGUUUGCAGUUAAAGCUUGAUCAAACACUGCAACAAAACAUGGAAACAGGAAAAGAGAAGGAGCAACAGGAAGCUGAACAGAGAGAGAUGGACAGCAAGCUCAGAGACAUGGAGAAGAGACAUGAGGAGCAGAAAUCCAAGUUGCAACAACUGGAGGCUGUAACUAAAGACACACAACUCCAGCUUCUAGAAAGUCAGAAGGAAAAGGAACGCAUGCAAGUAAAACUGGAUGAAGCAGUGCAAAGAAAUGCAGAACUGCUACAGGAGAGGGAACGACAGGAUGAACUGGGCAGAGAGAUGCAACGUGCUCUUCAAGCCUCUGAGGAGAAAAAUACUGAACUCCAAGUAUUUUAUGAUGAACUCCAAGAGAAACAUGUUGCAGUGGAGGCAGAGAAGGUAAACCUGGAGAAUGUCUGCAAUGAAAUGAUGCCUAGGAUACUGAAAAUGAUGGAAACAAACACACAACUGCACACACUCUGCGAAGCAGUACAGAGCACAAACGAUCAACUGCAGGAGGGGAUACAAAAACACGAGAAAAUGCAUGAAGACCUGCUUUGUGCUCUUCAAGAAAUGCAGAGGGAAAAUGAGCAGUUACGAGACGUGCACGAUGAAACAAUGAAGGCACAGAAAAAGGAAUAUGAAGAUCUGAAGGAAAAGCAUGCAGAAAGUGAGAAAAAGGUGGAAACUCUUGAAAACACAAUAAAGAAACUUGAAGAAACGACAAAAGAAUACGUUGCUGCCAUCAAAGAGCUCCUCUGCCAAAACACAGAGUUACAGAACCUCUACCUGAAAAAGAAGAGAAAGCCUUGCUGGUUUUUCCGCACGUUCUGCUGCUGCUUCUCCUCCUCACAACAGAACCUCAAUGACUUGAGGGAAAGAUAUAACAUGGAGGUAUACAAGCUCCAGAAUCUGGAAGCCAAACACAAUCAGACACUAUACCAACUCCAGCAAAAGGACACAGUAACUGAGCAGAUAGAGUGCCAGCUUCAAGACGUGAUGGUCAGAUAUGAAGUGACAAAAGACAAACUCAGAAACAUGGAGGCACUACAGAAAGAGACACAGCACAAGCUGGACGAGAAGACCAGAGAGCUGGAGGCCCAAAACACACAACUCCAGCUUCUAGAAAGUCAGAAGGAAAAGGAACGCAUGCAAGUAAAACUGGAUGAAGCAGUGCAAAGAAAUGCAGAACUGCUACAGGAGAGGGAACGACAGGAUGAACUGGGCAGAGAGAUGCAACGUGCUCUUCAAGCCUCUGAGGAGAAAAAUACUGAACUCCAAGUAUUUUAUGAUGAACUCCAAGAGAAACAUGUUGCAAUGGAGGCAGAGAAGGUAAACCUGGAGAAUGUCUGCAAUGAAAUGAUGCCUAGGAUACUGAAAAUGAUGGAAACAAACACACAACUGCACACACUCUGCGAAGCAGUACAGAGCACAAACGAUCAACUGCAGGAGGGGAUACAAAAACACGAGAAAAUGCAUGAAGACCUGCUUUGUGCUCUUCAAGAAAUGCAGAGGGAAAAUGAGCAGUUACGAGACGUGCACGAUGAAACAAUGAAGGCACAGAAAAAGGAAUAUGAAGAUCUGAAGGAAAAGCAUGCAGAAAGUGAGAAAAAGGUGGAAACUCUUGAAAACACAAUAAAGAAACUUGAAGAAACGACAAAAGAAUACGUUGCUGCCAUCAAAGAGCUCCUCUGCCAAAACACAGAGUUACAGAACCUCUACCUGAAAAAGAAGAGAAAGCCUUGCUGGUUUUUCCGCACGUUCUGCUGCUGCUUCUCCUCCUCACACCAAAAACAGAGUGAUUUCGCUGAACCACUUCACUGCAGUGGUCAGCUAAAUGUCCCAGAAGACACUGAAUCCCUGAAAAGGGCAUUUGAGCUCCUCCAGAAAGAAAAUCAACAGCUGCACAUUAAGAUCAAACAGCUGCAGGAUGAGAAGGACAGAGACAUGGAGGCCCAAAAUAAGGGCUCUGGAGACAAUCUCAGAGAGGACCGACCAGGUCAAGAUCAGCAAUACAAGGGUAACAUGCAGAUCAUAAAUAAAAAUUGGAAAAUAAGGUUUCAUAGAUCGCAAAAUGAAGUAACAAACUUGCUGCUAGAGCGAAAACAGAGCACAGCUAAACUCCAGCAAAUGCAGUGUACUCUGUUUUCCCAGCAACAGAACCUCAAUGACUUGAGGGAAAGAUAUAACAUGGAGGUAUACAAGCUCCAGAAUCUGGAAGCCAAACACAAUCAGACACUAUACCAACUCCAGCAAAAGGACACAGUAACUGAGCAGAUAGAGUGCCAGCUUCAAGACGUGAUGGUCAGAUAUGAAGUGACAAAAGACAAACUCAGAAACAUGGAGGCACUACAGAAAGAGACACAGCACAAGCUGGACGAGAAGACCAGAGAGCUGGAGGCCCAAAGUAAACGCUUGGGAGAAAUUUCCAAGCAGGACCAGGACCAAGAUAAGCGAUACAAGGCCAAGUUGCAGGGCAUAAAUGAAGGCUGGGAUGCACUGCUUAAGAAAUCGCAGCAGGAAAUUAUACGCUUGUUGGAUGAGAGGAAAGAGAAGAGCCAAAAUGAGAGAGAAAUGAGAAGUGAAAUGACCUGCAUGAACCAGGAGAUAGGAGAGUUGCGAUACAAGCUUGCAGACUUGGAAGCAAUACACAAAGAGACAAAAUACCAACACGAAAAACUGGAAAGAAAAUACAAGGAGACACUAUACAAAUACCCAAACCUGGAAACCAAACAUAAGACACUACAGCAGCUCCAACAACUGGAAGAAAUCGCUGAAAAGACACAACGCCACUUUUGUGAAAGUGAGGCUAAAAAUACAAGUUUGCAGUUAAAGCUUGAUCAAACACUGCAACAAAACAUGGAAACAGGAAAAGAGAAGGAGCAACAGGAAGCUGAACAGAGAGAGAUGGACAGCAAGCUCAGAGACAUGGAGAAGAGACAUGAGGAGCAGAAAUCCAAGUUGCAACAACUGGAGGCUGUAACUAAAGACACACAACUCCAGCUUCUAGAAAGUCAGAAGGAAAAGGAACGCAUGCAAGUAAAACUGGAUGAAGCAGUGCAAAGAAAUGCAGAACUGCUACAGGAGAGGGAACGACAGGAUGAACUGGGCAGAGAGAUGCAACGUGCUCUUCAAGCCUCUGAGGAGAAAAAUACUGAACUCCAAGUAUUUUAUGAUGAACUCCAAGAGAAACAUGUUGCAGUGGAGGCAGAGAAGGUAAACCUGGAGAAUGUCUGCAAUGAAAUGAUGCCUAGGAUACUGAAAAUGAUGGAAACAAACACACAACUGCACACACUCUGCGAAGCAGUACAGAGCACAAACGAUCAACUGCAGGAGGGGAUACAACAACACGAGAAAAUGCAUGAAGACCUGCUUUGUGCUCUUCAAGAAAUGCAGAGGGAAAAUGAGCAGUUACGAGACGUGCACGAUGAAACAAUGAAGGCACAGAAAAAGGAAUAUGAAGAUCUGAAGGAAAAGCAUGCAGAAAGUGAGAAAAAGGUGGAAACUCUUGAAAACACAAUAAAGAAACUUGAAGAAACGACAAAAGAAUACGUUGCUGCCAUCAAAGAGCUCCUCUGCCAAAACACAGAGUUACAGAACCUCUACCUGAAAAAGAAGAGAAAGCCUUGCUGGUUUUUCCGCACGUUCUGCUGCUGCUUCUCCUCCUCAGCUGAAGAAUAAUAGCCUGCUCUUCCUCCACCCUCCAUCCAUCUCCUUCCUUUUCACCUCUCCCCUCUCCUCAUUCCUUUGGAUUGGCCACAGCAUUCACCAGCACCAUGUCCUAACAACUAAAUAUGUCCUUGAACUUAUCAGUGGUCGG